CCCACCCCAUUAGCCCAGCCCUCGGUUCUCACCCUGUGUACCUGGGUCGAUCCAUUCCCCAGAGCCAUGGGGGGUGGAGUGGCUCGGAGAUCCACAGUGGGUCAAGCAAGUUUCUUCUAGAAAGCGGGAGGCGUGCUUUUCGUCCACGGUGUUUCCUUUCGUUAAAAUCCUAGAACAGGGUAGUGUAGGCUUGGAAUAGGGACAAGAAACGGAAGCGGGAAGGGGAGGAGCAGGCACCCCUCCCAACCUUGGUGCGCGCCGCGCCCCCUACCCUCUCGGUACCUGGAGCGGGAGCGCGGGCGGGACGCGCCCAGACCACAGCGAUGGCGCCUUCGGCCCGCCGUCGCGGCGGGGUUUUGGGCUCCCAUUCGGCCACCCCGGGCCGGGGUGCGGUCGUCUUCGUGUGGCUUUUCCUCAGCACCUUGUGCACAGCCCCUGCCAGCGCCAUCCAGGUCACGGUGUCCAACCCCUACCACGUGGUGAUCCUCUUCCAACCCGUGACCCUGCCCUGCACCUACCAGUCGACCACGACCCCCACGGCACCCAUCGUGAUCUGGAAGUACAAGUCUUUCUGCCGGGACCGCAUCGCCGAUGCCUUCUCCCCUGCCAGUGUCGACAACCAGCUCAAUGCCCAGCUGGCGGCUGGUAACCCGGGCUACAACCCCUACGUGGAAUGCCAGGACAGUGUGCGCACCGUCAGGGUUGUGGCCACCAAGCAGGGCAAUGCUGUGACCUUGGGAGACUACUACCAGGGCCGGAGGAUCACCAUCACGGGAAAUGCCGACCUGACCUUUGACCAGACGGCUUGGGGGGACAGUGGUGUGUACUACUGCUCCGUGGUCUCGGCCCAGGACCUCCAGGGGAACAACGAGGCCUACGCAGAGCUCAUCGUCCUGGGCAGGACCUCGGGGGUGGCUGAGCUCUUACCUGGUUUUCAGGCGGGGCCCAUGGAAGACUGGCUGUUUGUGGUCGUGGUCUGCCUGGCGGUCUUCCUCUUCCUCCUGCUGGGCAUCUGCUGGUGUCAGUGCUGCCCCCACACCUGCUGCUGUUACGUCAGGUGCCCCUGCUGCCCGGACAAAUGCUGCUGCCCAGAGGCCCUGUAUGCUGCAGGCAAAGCGGCCACCUCAGGCGUCCCAAGCAUCUACGCCCCCAGCACCUAUGCCCACCUCGCCCCUGCCAAGACCCCGCCCCCGCCGGCCAUGAUUCCCAUGGGCCCCCUCUACAACGGCUACUCCGGAGACUUCGACAGGAAUAGCUCAGUCGGUGGCCACAGUUCCCAGGUGCCCCUGCUUCGCGACACAGACAGCAACAUGACCUCUGACAUCCGGAGCGGCUAUAGGAUUCAGGCCAACCAGCAGGACGACUCCAUGAGGGUGCUGUACUACAUGGAGAAGGAACUGGCCAACUUCGACCCUUCUCGGCCUGGUCCCCCCAAUGGCCGUGUAGAGCGAGCCAUGAGUGAAGUCACCUCCCUCCAUGAGGACGACUGGAGAUCCCGGCCUUCCCGGGGCCCUGCCCUCACCCCGAUCCGGGAUGAGGAAUGGAGUCACCAUUCCCCCCGGAGUUCCAGGAGGUGGGAACAAGAACCCCCCAUGGAACGGCCAGGGAGUGGCUGGGGGGCUGGGCGGCCCCGAGCCCGCUCUGUGGAUGCUCUGGAUGACCUCACCCGGCCCAACUCGGCUGAAUCAGGGAGGAGGUCUCCCCCAAGUAGUGGGAGGAGAGGCCGGGCCUAUGCACCUCCCCGAAGCCGCAGCCGUGAUGACCUCUAUGACCAAGACGACUCAAGGCACUUUCCACAGUCCCGGGAUCCCCACUACGAUGACUUCAGGUCUAGAGACCGCCCUCAGGCUGACCCUAGGGCCCGUUACAACCGCUCCCGAGAUCCUCGGGAUGAUGGUUCCAGGUCCAGGGACCCCGAAUACGAUGGGCGGCUACUGGAAGAGGCCUUGAGGAGAAAGGGGCCUGUGGAGAGAAGGAGACCUUACAGGGAUGAAGAGGAAGAAGAGGAGGCCUGCUUCCCUCCAGCGCCUCCCCCUUACUCUGAGACUGACUCCCAGGCCUCAAGGGAGCGGAGGCUUAAGAAGAACUUGGCCCUGAGUCGGGAAAGUUUAGUUGUCUGAUCUCAACGUUUUGUAUGUAGCUUUUGUACUUUUUUUAAUUUGAGGGACCAUGGAUCAUCUUCCUCGCCUAAGACUAAUAAAACUUGUGAUCAUAA
This is a messenger RNA of Sus scrofa (pig), 2215 nucleotides long. It is a transcript of the gene LSR, whose product is annotated as lipolysis stimulated lipoprotein receptor. The record is from RefSeq and is a predicted model, not a curated record. Gene Ontology annotation, biological process: establishment of blood-brain barrier; tricellular tight junction assembly. Gene Ontology annotation, cellular component: plasma membrane; tricellular tight junction. NCBI's taxonomy places the organism in Eukaryota, Metazoa, Chordata, Mammalia, Artiodactyla, Suidae.